Messenger RNA from Penicillium atrosanguineum, 783 nucleotides. RefSeq lists its product as uncharacterized. Bases 1 to 783 code for a protein of 260 amino acids. The transcript is spliced from 2 exons. The record is from RefSeq and is a predicted model, not a curated record. Lineage: Eukaryota; Fungi; Ascomycota; Eurotiomycetes; Eurotiales; Aspergillaceae.
AUGACCACCGGUUCCGCCAUGGGCUCAAUCAGCAGCUUCACAACCCGUCUCUCGCUGCGAUGGGUCCCUGAGGUCCCAGAGGAGACAACCGACACUAUCGUCCUUUCCGUGGGAGAAUGGUUCCUGGAUCUGCGCAUGGAUAAGAAAUCAGGCGCAAUUGACUGGGCAAUGGCCGGUACGGCAGUCAAGGAGAACCCCAACGAAACACCUGUCAAGGUUUCCUUCACGCGCGAGCUGGACUCGCUCAAUGAAAUUGGCAUCGUUGACGUGGGCAACUUCAGUCCCUUGCCCAACGGUGACGAGCUUGAGAGCGGCGAGAUGCCGCACCCUGAACUCCCCGGUGCGCCGAUGACCGCUUUUGAGGAAGUGUGGCGCGAGUUGCCCUUUAGAGAGGGACCCGAGGGUGCGAAGAAAGGCAUGUCUUGGAUUCUGGAGUCUGAGCAUGGUGAGAUUGCGGAGGGCGCCGAGGUUAGCUUUACGAAGUCUUUCUUAGGAAGGAUCUGGGGAACGUAUUUGGCAUUCCAGCAGACUCAGACUCAUAAGAAGGAGAAGGAUGAGGCCGGAGUUUGGGUUGUGAAGAGGUCUGGGGAGGAGGUUAGUGCUAGGAGAGAGGAGUGGAGUGGUGCUUGGCAGGAUAAGUAUGUGGUUGGUCCUAAGCCUGGUGAUGUGCCCUCUAUGAAGACUGGGUUUGAGGGAGAGGGAGAGGGGGCGUGGAGGAUUCCCGGGGAGAAGGUCGUUAUUCAGGGGCAGUCGUUUGUUGUGAGAGCGUUUGAGGAGAUUUGA